Molecule: messenger RNA, 1081 nt
Organism: Eucalyptus grandis
Lineage: Eukaryota; Viridiplantae; Streptophyta; Magnoliopsida; Myrtales; Myrtaceae
Exons: 3
Coding region: 201-725 (174 amino acids)
Source: RefSeq, a predicted model, not a curated record
CUAAACCACCGUCGUCGUCGUCGUCUCUCUCUUUCUCUCUCUCUCUCUGCUCGAUCGAAGCUCCGGAGAAGCCUCGGUUUCCGCCUCGGCCUCCUGCUCCGCUCCUCCGGCGUCGGCUAUGGCUCGCGGGAUCUGAUCGGGCGGCGUGUCUCUCCCUUCUCGAUUGUUUCUCCUUGAACGAAACCAGGCGUUGCAGUACUAUGGGAGAUUUUACGGUUCAAAUUAGUAAUGAACUUGUUGAUCGACUUACUGACAAUGAUGAGAAGUUGAAAAGGAAAACAAGAAAAAUAAAACCAAGGUUACCAAAAGAGCCUCAACAUCCACAGAGUAAGGUGAAUCAGAAGCAACCAUCUAAAGAUUCUGCUGGAUUGCCAAUUCAGCCUCCAUUUUUCCUGCCUGUCAGCCCUCCUGCACAUUCUGCAGUUGCGGAGUUGGAUGCUAUUCGAUCGGUUCUUAAAGAGAGCGAGAGCAUUGUUGAGAGGCUGCAGAAGCAGGAGGAGACCGUGCUUCGUGAGGUAACUGAAAAAGCCAAGGAACUUCGUGAUAAGGAGUUCAAGCUUCCUUACCAGAAGCCAAUGCCUUGUUUGGCCGAGAACAACGCUUGCUUGGAGUGCUACAAGGAGCAUGCUAAAGACCCUUUGAAAUGUGCUCAUCUGGUAAGAAGUUUCGCAGAUUGUGCUCGAAGAGUGAGGCAGCAAGUGAGCACUGCUGGUAAGCAGACGUAGCUAAACAGCUGAUCUCGGGUCCAUGACCCAUUGUUUGUUCUUGUGAGUCUCUCUUUACUCGGCAGCAGUAAUAAAGAAUGAUUCAUUCUCCUCAGAGGGUAUCCAGUGCUGAUAUUGCACGGUUGAUAUUUUCUUUUCUCAUUUUGGGACACUAUUGAAUUGUUUGUCAAUGUCAGUGUACAUGGCUUCACUGUGAGACUUUGCGAAAAAUGCAUAUCAGUUCACCAUCUAAUACCCGGAUGUUUUUGCCCUCUGGAUACCAAAUGUAACUCUUUUUUACAGUGCUCCUGCAUCACUGAUGCCAUCCUUGUAUGAUCCUCUUUCAUGAGCUAGUGGAUGAUUGUCAAAUGGAGAUA